Molecule: messenger RNA, 732 nt
Organism: Tachysurus vachellii
Lineage: Eukaryota; Metazoa; Chordata; Actinopteri; Siluriformes; Bagridae
Source: RefSeq, a predicted model, not a curated record
AGUAAAGAAAAGAAAAGAACGGAAAAGGAAAGAAAAGAAAAACGCUACUGCACUAAAAGAAAAACAAAAAGCAAAGAAAAGAAAAGAAAAAGAAAGAAAGAAAGAAAGAAAGAAAGAAAGAAAGAAAGAAAGAAAGAAAGAAAGAAAGAAAGGAAAAGGAAAGAAAAACACUAACGCGCUAAAAACCCUAAGAAAAGAAAAGAAAGAAAGGAAAAGGGAAGAAAAACACUAAUGCGCAAAAAAACUAAGAAAAGAAAAGAAAAGAAAAGAAAAGAAAAGAAAAGAACGGAAAAGGAAAGGAAAAAAACGCUUAUGCACUAAAAGAAAAAAGAAAAGAAAAGAAAAGAAAAGAAAAGAAAAGAAAAGAAAAGAAAAGAAAAACACUAAUGUGCUAAAAAACACUAAGAAAAGAAAAGAAAAGAAAAGAAAAGAAAAGAAAAGAAAAGAAAAGAAAAGAAAGAAAGGAAAAGGAAAGAAAAACACUAAUGCUCUAAGAAAAGAAAAGAAAAGAAAAGAUAAGAAAAGAAAAGAAAAGGAAAGAAAAACACUAAUGUGCUAAAAAACACUAAGAAAAGAAAAGAAAAGAAAGAAAGGAAAAGGAAAGAAAAACACUAAUGCUCUAAGAAAAGAAAAGAAAAGAAAAGUAAAGAAAAGAAAAGAAAAGAAAAGACACCAGUGCAAAAAAGAAAAGAAAAGAAACGUCAUAAAAAAAAAAAAAAUUAAAAAAAAAAA